AUGGCGGCCAGUAGCCGGCGCCUAAUUGUGGUCAUCUGGGGAUAUGGGAAGCAUGGGAAAGCCCUAAUAUGGCAUGGACACAGUGUGCGUGAAGGUGCGGCGGCUCUCGGCUGGGUGCGAGCCCCAUUCCCACUUCAGCUGGCUAAGCCAUGCCGAGCCAUUCACGCAUACUUGCAGCGUCUUCCGAAACGUCAGGAGGACCACCGCUUGGCUUGGCGUGAGUCAGUUUCCACGAGGCUCUACACAACCUUCGUAGCUCCGAUGGUAGUGCAGACGGAUGCAGAGACAGCGCACAACUUGACGCUACGAGCAGGAGAGCUCCUGCAGGCGUGUCGGUUGCUGCUUGAGCCAUCCACCGCCAACUUGCCAUUGGACUGGCUGCUACGCCCGGCCGCAGCAAGGCCGACUCCGCCUGGACCGAGCUUGCGGCAAAGCUUGUUUGGAGGGCGGUUGACCUUUGACAUGCCGGUUGGCAUCGCGGCAGGAUUUGACAAGAAUGCCGCGCUGGUCCCUUUAUACCGACUUGGGUUCAUGGAGCUUGGUUUUGCAGAAGUUGGAUCCAUCUCUGCUGAACCUGCAGCAGGGAAUGAGAAGCCUCGAUGUUGGCGAAUCCCCAGUGACCAAGCCGUGAUCAACUGCAUGGGCCUGAACAAUGAGGGUGCCGCGUGUGUCGCAGCCCGCCUCAAGACAUUCUCUCGUGCGGAUGGAAGUGCGCCUAUAGGGAUCAACAUUGCCAAGACACACAGUCCUGCAAUAGUGGGGCCGGCCGCUGUGGAUGAUUUUGUCCAGAGCUUCACAACCUUGGCUCCCCUUGCCGACUUUGUCGUGAUUAACGUUUCGUGUCCCAAUACGGCGGAGGGAAAGACAUUUGAAGAGCCCAGUGCAUUAGCCGAUCUCUUGAGUGCUGUUGCCAGACAAAAGAAAGAGAUGAAAUGGGAGAAGGCUCCGCCGCCUGUGCUGGUCAAGCUCAUGGCAACCCCGGACUCUGAAGACGGGCGAGCUUGUCAGCGAGAGCUUCUGAGAGUUAUCGAAGAUGCAAACGUCGUGGAUGGUCUGGUCAUCUCCAACACGAUCAAGAACCCAGAGGCGCAGCUGUCCAGCAGCGGGCGACAGGCUGCAGAUGCCAUUGGCAAGGGUGGCGUCAGUGGCAGGGUCAUUCAUGCCCGCAGCGUUGCUGCCAUACGGUCAGCUUUCGAAGCCACAGGUGGGAGACUUCCCAUCAUUGGCGUUGGGGGCACUGAUAGUGCAGAGGCUGCGUACGAGAAGAUUCGUGCCGGAGCAAGUCUUGUCGAGGUCUACACCGGCUUGGUCUACAAAGGCCCUGGGCUGCUCACAGACAUCAAUACAGGUCUGCGUCGGCGCUUGCAAAGAGACGGCUUCAGCUGUAUCCAGGAGGCGGUCGGUGCAGAUGUUCGCAAAGCACACUGA
Messenger RNA from Symbiodinium natans, 1428 nucleotides. The record is from the annotation of a GenBank genome assembly. Lineage: Eukaryota; Dinophyceae; Suessiales; Symbiodiniaceae.